CACAAGCCACAUAAGGCUUGGAAAAUCCUUGUGAUCAUCCCCUAUCAAUUAAACCAUCAAAUUCAAGCAUCCCAACAAUUUUGCGAGUAUUGGCGAAUCGUUCCCACGCUCGUCCCCACGCUCCCCGGAGCAUAUGUACCUCUUUGCCCUUGUUGCCAAAAGGGCAUAGCAUGUGCAAACCUAAUUUCUCCUGCCAAUGACCUUCCACAAUGGGGGGCGUUACCUUUGCAGCUGCUAGACUUUGCAUCAGGCGCCUCAACAUCGGCUGGACAUGCGCUAGGUGUCGCAACCAGGCCUCCCGACCCGAUCUGCCGUCCUUCCCCUUAUCGCGACGAUUCGGCACGUCAAGACCUACGUCUACAAAGUUCAAUGCCCGGCCCACGCGCAGACGAGCUGUGAUCCUGGCCGCGACGGGCACCGGAGUUGCAACCAGCAUCCUUGCGAGCGUCUUGGCCUUCCCAGAUGACAUCAAGCAUGGCUACGAGGGGGCCGAGCGCACGGGAAGGGUUGCCUCGGCCCUGGCCAUAUGUAUUAACGACUACCGAACGACGCUCAAUCAACGAGACGCGGUCGAAGAUGUGGACGAGCGCGAUCGACUGCUGAAGGACUGCCACAAGAGGUGUGCUGUGAGGACACUGAAGGUCCUGGAGAAGAAUGGCGGCAUCUUCAUCAAGCUGGGGCAGCACCUCAGUGCCAUGAACUACCUCCUCCCGUCGGAGUGGACGACGACCUUCAUCCCGUUGCAGGACAAAUGCCCUGUAUCCUCGUUCGAGUCGAUCGAGCAGAUGUUCAAGGACGAUACGGGCGAAGAAUUAUCCUUCUUCUUCUCGGAAUUCUCCAGGGAACCGAUCGGAGCAGCCUCCCUGGCCCAGGUCCACCUAGCAGUUGUGAAGGACUCCGGCCAGUUGGUUGCCGUCAAGGUGCAGCAUCCCGGGUUGGCGCAAUGGGCGCCGCUCGACCUGUCGCUCACAAAGUUCACCUUCUCGUCGCUCAAACGCUUCUUUCCCGAGUACGAUCUCGAAUGGCUGUCUUCGGAGCUGGAAUACUCCCUGCCUCAGGAACUGGAUUUUGAGCGCGAGGCUGAGAAUGCCAUCCGCACCAAGGAAUACUUCUCCCAUAUCCCAGAGCUGCCCCUGGUUAUUCCGGACGUGAUAUGGGCGAGGAAGCGCAUUCUCGUCAUGGCAAACGAGUCGGGCCACCGCCUGGAUGAUCUGGACUAUCUCGACUCGAACGGCAUAGAUCGCGACGAAGUAUCAGCGACUCUGGCGCGGAUAUUCAACGAGAUGAUUUUCGGGGAUGGCGCACCGUUGCACUGCGACCCGCAUGGAGGGAACAUCGCCAUUCGGAAAAACGACUCUCGCCGCUACAGCCGGCGGGACGCGAACUUCGACAUCAUCCUGUACGACCACGGGCUGUACCGCGACAUCCCCCUGGACCUCCGGCGCUCGUACGCCAAGAUGUGGCUCGCCGUCAUCGACGGCGACAUCGACCGGAUGAAGAAGUACGUCAAGGAGGUCGCGGGCGUCGAGGAGGACAAGUUCGCGCUCUUCGCCUCGGCCAUCACGGGGCGCGACUUCAGCGUCGUCAGCUCGUCCAUCACGCAGCCCCGGUCGGCGGACGAGAAGGAGACCAUGGGCGAGGCCCUGCAGGAGGGCCUGCUCGCCGACCUGGUACAGCUGCUCGGCCAGGUGCCGCGCGUCAUCCUCCUCAUCCUCAAGACAAACGACCUCACCCGCAGCCUGGACGAGAACCUCCACACCCGCCAGGGCCCCGUGCGCCAGUUCCUGAUCCUGGCCAGGUACUGCAUGCGGACCGUGUUCUACGAGCAGCUGGAGGAGAUCCGCCAGCGGGGCUCGUUCUACUGGCCGCCCAAUGCCCUGAGGCUUGCCGUUGCGUGGCUGGGCUAUUUCAGGGUCGAGAUCAAGCUAGAGGCGUUUGAGUUCUGGCUCAGCAUCAAGAGGAUGACUGGAUUCAACAGGAUAGAAAUGGCUAGCAUAUCAUAGACAGACUUGCAUUGGUGGAUAAUCUGUAAUUCUUUUAGGAAGCACUUGCGACGAUCAUAGAGUAAUCAUAUCAUGUCCAUCUCCGUUCUCCCCUGCCAAGAGUGCUGUGUAUAUGGCAGGCUCGGACUCCUACCUCACGUAGCUCCUAGUCAGGG
This is a messenger RNA of Phialemonium atrogriseum, 2158 nucleotides long. RefSeq names its product ABC1 family-domain-containing protein. The record is from RefSeq and is a predicted model, not a curated record. The coding region runs from base 210 to 2003 and encodes 597 amino acids. The transcript has 3 exons. NCBI's taxonomy places the organism in Eukaryota, Fungi, Ascomycota, Sordariomycetes, Cephalothecales, Cephalothecaceae.